Neodiprion fabricii is the source of this 2410-nucleotide messenger RNA. RefSeq names its product FAS-associated factor 1 (gene casp). Gene Ontology annotation, molecular function: ubiquitin binding. Gene Ontology annotation, cellular component: endoplasmic reticulum; nucleus. The transcript has 13 exons. The coding region runs from base 121 to 2040 and encodes 639 amino acids. The record is from RefSeq and is a predicted model, not a curated record. Lineage: Eukaryota; Metazoa; Arthropoda; Insecta; Hymenoptera; Diprionidae.
UAGUUUUAUGCCAAUGGCGUUGGCGUUGUGAAUGUGGAGUGAAAUUCUAAUCACAAUAACACAAAAUUGACGUAUAUGAGUAGAAAUUCGCUGCAUUAGUAGGUCUUAUGUUUGCAUAUUAUGGCUGAAAAUCGAGAAGUGAUUCUAGCCGACUUUCAGGCAUGUACUGGAAUUGAUGAUGUUGGGGAAGCCAUUUUACACUUGGAUGAAACCAAUUGGGAUUUGCUGGCGGCAAUUAAUAGAGUUAUGCCAGAAGAUUCACAGCAGCUUCCGUCAGAAAUGGGACCAGACGUAGAAAUGAUACAGGAAAUUCGUAGGACUCCAGAAAUCAUAGACAUUGUCACGAUAUCAAGUAAUUCAAGUCCACCGAGAACAAGUGCACCAGAAAUCAUUCGAGCUGGUACAAGUAAAACAAGAAGCAAUACGUCAAAAGUGACUUUUCAUGUACACUACAUGGAAGCAGUCCUUGACAUUACUUUACCAGUAUCACACUCUGUUGCAUACUUGAAACACAUGAUUCGUAUACAAGCAGGCAUUGCACCUUGCCAGCAGCAGCUACAUGGCUGGAAAAAAGAGCCACAAUCUGAUUCUACAAUUCUCGAAACACUGGAUUUAUUACCCGAAAUGACAUUAUACUUGAGACAGAUUACAGAAAUUGGUGAUUCGGCAAGUGAUGUUAUCAAAACAUCCGACCGAUUGGCCCAAGAAUAUGUACUGAAUAUUCAUGACGAAGUACACAACCGUGGUUAUAAAUUGAAAUUCCCAGGAACACGUACAGUUCUGGAAGUGAAAACUGACGUUUUCACACUCACAGACAUCCCUGUACGAAAUCAACAUUGGAUUGGCUGGCCGCCUACGUUGAAGAAUGAUAAAACAAUGUUAGCUCAAAGUGGAAUUUCAUAUCCGGAGCAUGAUCUUACGAUUGGAAAAUUACCUGUGAAGGAAAAUGAGACGGUUGUUGUAGACACUAUAGAUAGCGAUAGUUCUGUUGAAGAAUUCGAAGACGCUUCUGAAACAUUCAACAUUGAAGAUGAUCUUUUCAUAGACAACGUUCAAUCUAUGAAAAUUCAUCAUCUCAUGCCUGAUAAUGUGGAAGACGAAACCAUAGGUACUCUUCAAUUUGCUGAACAAUUUCAAAAACGAUAUGGCGCUGCCCAUCCUGACUUCUUUGCUGGUACAUUUGAAGAAGCCAUAAAGGAAUCAUGUCUCAGACCAGCAAAAGAGAGGAAAUUACUGGCUGUUUAUUUACAUCACGACAACAGUGUUCUGGCUAAUGUGUUUUGCACACAAUUAUUAGGGUUCGAAACAGUACUACAACUUCUAUCUGCGAAUUUUAUAGUUUGGGGCUGGGAUUUCACUCACGAAUCAAAUAAACAGAAGUUUUUGUCAGCAAUUAAUCGAACACUCGGAUCAGUUGCUGCACUCACAGUGAGAAAUAUUGACGUUGACACGUUGCCAGUACUUAUGAUUAUCAUGCGGUCAAGAUCAAAUACUGAAAUAUUUACAAUUGUUCAGGGAAACAUGGGAGUCAAUGAACUUCUCACUAAUUUAAUCCAAGCUGUCGACGUUUUCCAAGAUCAGCGGAAAGCGGAUAUCGGAGUUGAAGAGGAAAGACAAGCCAGGGAGAGAGUGAAGCAUGAACAGGACUUGGCUUACCAAGAGAGUUUAGCUGCAGACAGAGCCAAAGAAAAAGCAAAACAAAUCCAAGAGUUCUUGGAAAAGCAGGCAAAAGAGCGAGCUGAGAAUGAGAGAGUUGCUGGUGAAGCUCGGAGAGAGGCUCAUAGACAAGCGGCAGAAUCAAGCUUACCUCCAGAACCUCAAGAAGGAGCAGGCGAUGGUAUUACAAAAAUACGAGUACGACUACCAGAAGGUACAUUCUUGGAGCGCAGGUUUCAAACGGACACCCCACUUCAGACACUUCUUAAUUUCCUCAUCGUUGAAGGAUAUCCUACGGACGAAUACAAAGUUAUUUCUAACUGGCCGCGAAGGGAUGUAAGUAAAAUGAUCUCACAUCAAUGGAUACGAAACUUACUCUCCUAGAAUUGAAACUAUGCCCGCAAGAAACGGUUAUCUUAGAAGAACGAUAAAAACCCCAAUUUGUAAACCAAUUCUUUAUAGAAGUUAAGCAUGGCGAUGUUUGUAAUAUGUAUUUAUUUAAUAAUUUUGAAAUAGCAAUUAGUUGAGAGAAUUAUGUGUUUAUUGCGUGAUAACAUUUUUAUGCUGUAAUAAAAUCAUUACCAAUAGUAAUGAUACCUACAACAAUAAUUAUUAUUAUAUCUUCGUAUGAUUACAUUGUAAAACAGAUGUAGUUCUAUUUUAUAAAAAGAAAUCCUUUCUACGCUGUUUUAUCGUAUUUUGUAAAUUUCCCGUUCCACAUUGCUAUUAAGAACAAUAAACCGACUAUCAAGUA